Molecule: messenger RNA, 3462 nt
Organism: Podospora bellae-mahoneyi
Lineage: Eukaryota; Fungi; Ascomycota; Sordariomycetes; Sordariales; Podosporaceae
Exons: 3
Coding region: 1-3462 (1153 amino acids)
Molecular function (GO): protein binding
Source: RefSeq, a predicted model, not a curated record
AUGAUACUGCGGGCCGGCUUGGUCGGCCGAUCAUGUCUGGCUCGCGCCUGUCAACGUCGGUCCCAGAUACCCCUUAUACACCCCUUGCUGCCGCCACCACCAAUAUCCCAGACAUCGAGAGUGCAGAGGUCAGAGCAACUGCUGGCCCAGCUCGCCCGAGAUGCGCCCUUCACCACUACCACCAGAUUGUCCUUCCAGAGCGACGACUCAGAUAUCAUUCCGCCAUGGGAGAAGUCUUUGGGAAAGGUCGACAGUCAUAUGAGCCCCGAUGACGUGGAGGAAACAGCCAAGGCGAAUACAGAUCCUGCGAACAAUGUCAGCGAGGCCUCGCCAGAAACAACACCAGUUCCCUCUUCACUGGGGCCGGAGGAAAUAGAAAGGAACUAUGCGAGUACAGCUGAGCCUGGGGUGGCUAGCCACACGUUCAAUGCUGCGGAUCGGGACAAUCAAGUACCCCAACUUGAACCCUACCGUUUCGCCGAGAGAGGAGGAAAGCUCGCUUGGGGUCCAGGUCACAGGGGCAACUGGUUGGACUCAUGGGAGGCCAGGUUCCGGCCGCUGUACAGAGCCCUGAAGUCAGGGCGCGCCUAUUCACGCAUGUUGGCUGAUGUGGAGGAUUUCCCUGACUGGGGAAAAACAGAGAUGCUUUUCGAGGCAGCCGAAAUCGAGCAGGGGGAGUUUAAGGAGCGCCACUGCGGAUUUGGCAACGUAGAUGAGUACAUGGCGAAAUGGAUGGACUCGAUGCUCUACCUGCUCCGCUACGACCCAGAGCUGGCUCCCAAAUUUCUCCGGGCGACUUUUGAGGGGUUUCUGACGCCGAGGUGGGCGGUGAAUGAUACGGCUGAGUUCCUUGCCAAAUGGUGCUCGUUGUCUCGCUCAAGCAAAAAGACUACGCAUGAGCUCGCCGAAACGAUCCGUCAUAUUCUGCAGACUCGCACUCUAUACAUGCUCGAGUUCACCCAACAAACGCUGUUUCUUAUGACAAGAGAUAUGGAGGCCGAAGCUCUGUGGAAUCUAUAUCGGGACCUGCUGCAGUACGCUCACCCGCUUCACCCCUACACUUGGUACAAUAUAGCCCGUCGUCUUUCUCGGGAUCCGAGGUACAAGUCCAGGGCGUUGGAUCUGCUGGAGGAAGCCAUUACCAGCGGCGAGCUCCACAGCGACGCGCCCCUGACCAUGAUGCUCAGCACAUGCAUCCUGGACUUUCAAGGUGUGGAAGACGGCCAUUUAGAGCAGUUGGGGCGGCUGCGCCGGGAACUGACCACACGGUUGCUCAACCUGAUCACGCCUAACAAGUAUACAUACAGUGUCAUGGUCCGAGGCAUGCGAGCCACCGGUGACUACCAGGGAGCGUGGACGAUCUACCAGAUCAUGAUUGAUCAGGGCAUUGAGCCUGAGCAGUUCAUCUUCUCCAACCUGCUAAACGUGGCAAAGCGCACCAACACCAUCGAGCCUGUGCUCCAGACCCUGGAAGAGCUUGUUCCCGAGGCGCUGAAGAGCAGGCACAUCUGGAACGACAUCAUCGACUCUGUCUUGGUAAUAUCUCGGCAGCACGACCUCCAGCUGAAGGAGGAAGGCCAACGGAAUGCGCAUGCUGCGUUGACGUUCCGGGCCCUGCUGCUGGUCUAUGCAAGGUUCUACCGGUACAAGGAACUCCAGUCUCUUAUCCCUGUCAGGCUGGGGCCGCCGUAUGAGACAAAAGAGCAGGUUUUUGCAACUGCGACCUCGGAUAUGGAUGUUAUCUUUUUGCGAAAGAUUGAUCUCAUCCUCGAGCGCCUUCCUGAGCGGGUUGAGAAACCGGCGGUUCCGGGGUCGGAUGUCAUUAGCAUUAUGCUCAGGGGGUACACACGAGCGGUUUGGAAGGCGGGAGAGGUUAUCAGCUUUUACAAGCGGCUCAGGGCGAAGCUUAUGCAGGGACAAUACACCGUGUGUCAGAUCUGUCGGGAGCAGGACAGCAGAGUGCAUGAUGCUAUUUUGGGCUCGUUGCUCAAGAUUCCAAAGUGGAACAAUGUCGCGUGGGCUCCUGCGGAGAACUCCAAGAGAGCGGUGGAGAGCCGUGAUGCGUUGCAGGCGGGUUUUGGUAUUUUGGAGGAUAUGAUUGAGGGUGCCAUGUGUGCGGAGAGGGUGUUGAAGGAGGAAGAGGAGGAAGAGCUGUUGGCGAAGAGGAUGGCGGAUGAUGACUCGCCUGCUGAUGAGGAGGCGGUGCGGACUAUCGAGAGUGUCCUGCCAAGUCAGGAGGAUGCUGUCUUGUCGGAACAAGAGCCUUUGCUGACCGAGGGGGACGAUGGUCUACCAACUGAAGAUUCAGCAGCUCAAGAUAUAAUGACCGAAGAACAUAUUUUAGUCGAAGAAUAUCCACCACCAGAAGAAGAGCACCGGCCAGCUGAAGAAGAUUACUUACCGCCCUCAGAAGAAAACCUGCCAACGAAAGAUUACCUUUCGCCCUCAGAAGAAAACCUGCCAACGAAAGAAAACCUGUCGACGGAAGAAAACCUGCCAGCCCAAGAUGGCUUGCCUGUCAAAGAUGACCUACCUGUCAAAGAGCAGUACUUACCUGCCGAGGAAGAGCUACAGCCAACUGAGGACGAAGCCCAAGAAGAACCGCUUCUCACCACCGGCCAGCCUCAAGAACCCACCGAACCACUACCCUUAUCCGAACCCUCGAAACCAUCACCCCCAAAACAACUCCGACAAUCAGCCCCCUCACGCCAGCAACUCCUCCCUCUCCUCGACCCAGACCUCGUCACCCCCCUCCACCCGGCCCCCCGCCCAGGCGCAGGCUGGCCCUCUUUCAAAGCCCAGCAGGCCCAAUGGGCGGCCUUCCACAAAGACGAAACGUACCUCUACUCCAUGUCGCCCGCCCCAACAAUCUAUACCUUUAAUAUUCUCUUGUCGGGCGUCAUCCGCGCCUCCCGCUCCAUCACCAACGUCAAAGACUGCAUCAAGCAGGCAGAAGACUGGAUAAAGUACCUUGCCGCUCACAACCUCCAGCCCAAUUAUCACACCUGGGCUAUUUUGGUCAGGAACUGGUCUCGGCAGCAGCGGCCCGGGGCGGUGGCGUGGGCGAUGAAGAAGAUGGAGGAGGCGGGGUUUAGGGCUAAUAACAAGAUGAUGGAGGAGUUGCAGUUGUUGAGGGAUAAGGAGAGGGCGUGGAGGGAGCUGGAGAGGUUGAUGGAGGAGGAUCUGGGGAGGGAGAAGGAGGGGGGAGGGGAAGGGUGGGAAAGGGAGGAGGGGUGGGAGAGGUUGGGGAGGAUUGUGAAGGAGCAGGAGGAGAGGAGGAGGAAGUUGGAAUUUGAGUUGGUGGUGGAGGAUGAGAUGUAUGGGAAUGAGGUUUAUCGUGACGGGAAGGGGGGGGAGAAGGAGGAGAGUGAUUGGGAUAUGUUUGUGAAGAGAGUGGAGGAGGAUAGGAAAGGGGAGGAGAGGGAGAAGAGGGAGGGUGGGGGGGGGAAGGCGACGUUUUAA